AUGUCAGGAGUAAAGGUAGACUCUGAACUGAGUAAAGAAGAGGUCAAAGUGAGGAAAGAGGCAGUUGAACGAGAACUGCAGGAUAGGGUAAUUGAACCCGCAGAAAUGGAAACACCGCCAGGAAGGGUAGUGUGCGAGAAAAGAGGAGUAACAGGUGAUUUAAGGGAGAUAGCACAGGAGUUGAUAAAUUCGUUGGAAGCACAAGGAUUCUUAGAGAAGACUAAGCCAUCGGAAUGGUUAAGUCCUUUAUCAUUGCAGAUGAAACCAUCGGGUAAAUGGAGAUGGUGUGCUGACUUAAGGAAACUGAAUGACAUGACAGAGUAG
Nematocida homosporus is the source of this 324-nucleotide messenger RNA. RefSeq lists its product as uncharacterized. The record is from RefSeq and is a predicted model, not a curated record. Lineage: Eukaryota; Fungi; Microsporidia. The transcript has a single exon. Bases 1 to 324 code for a protein of 107 amino acids.